AUGGUAUUGAGAAAGGAUCGUGGCAAACCAAUCAAACCUGCUGAUGAUUUAGCUCAUCAACCAAGCAUGCAUGUACAACAACUGGACACCUCGAUUGGGUUGGAGCCGCCUCAAAUGGCUAAGAUGGAGACGCGAGGAUCACAGCUACCUCCAGACCUAGACGAGUGGGACCUUUCCGAACUCAUGGAGAUGGUAAAGAAGAUGAAGUGGAAAAGUAUGGGUCAUGCUCAAGAAGGCUCAAUGGUAUCCGGAUUAGAUGGAGUCAUAAGAAUCCAAGUGGCACAAAUGAUCGACUCCAGCACUGCUUGGAUCAUUUCGACGGUGAACACGUACCGAACGCGAGCGCUACCAAUAGUGCCCGCUCCGCCCAGAAACGGAGUGGUGUUUUACGAGAGCGACUUCGAAGUCCAGCCGAAAUGGUGA
This is a messenger RNA of Ostertagia ostertagi, 423 nucleotides long. The record is from the annotation of a GenBank genome assembly. NCBI's taxonomy places the organism in Eukaryota, Metazoa, Nematoda, Chromadorea, Rhabditida, Trichostrongylidae.